AUGACGACGGAAGCCGCACUGGCUUUCCGGCAGAUGGGCCUGUUCCAGUUGGUUAUUGAGGCGGUUCAGAAGGAUGCGAGCGAAUAUCUUUCCGGCGAUGUUCAGCAAGGAGAUGCUGCGGUGAUUGUCGCAGACUUGGCGUUUCCCUUUUCGCUUGUAGAGAUGCACAAUAGAUGCAUCUUUGAAAUCUUGCGGAAAUUCACGUUGACGCCACAUCUCCUAAAAGAGCGCAGUCAGGUGAUCCAUCAGUUGGGGAUCGUCGUGCUUGUAGACCUCAGCAGGGUUCGCGACCGAUCGGGGUGCUUUCCCGCUGGAGAGCUGCUGCACGGCCCUGAUGGUUUCCUGGAGAGAUGGCGGGAGGUCGAGGUUCACGCUGGUCUCCACUUGCGGCAAAUGGUCAAUGGUGGCGUCGGAGAUGGCGGAGGGGCGGUUGAGGACGCCUCGGAAAUGCUCGGCCAAUCGCUGUAG
This is a messenger RNA of Spirometra erinaceieuropaei, 468 nucleotides long. NCBI's taxonomy places the organism in Eukaryota, Metazoa, Platyhelminthes, Cestoda, Diphyllobothriidea, Diphyllobothriidae. The record is from the annotation of a GenBank genome assembly.